Messenger RNA from Coregonus sp. 'balchen', 11133 nucleotides. The record is from the annotation of a GenBank genome assembly. Lineage: Eukaryota; Metazoa; Chordata; Actinopteri; Salmoniformes; Salmonidae.
AUGCCUCAGGAGUUUGACAAGUAAGUCGUGUACUGUGCUGCUUGCCGAAGUUAUUAUGCCUGUUAUCUUUGGCCCUCUUGUUGACCUAAUAUCCCACAAGGAAUUUAUUUUGCCUAAUUGAUGUACAUAUUACGUCAAUUUACCUCGACGAACCUGUACCCCCGCGCAUUGACUCCGUACCGGUACCCCCUCUAUGUAGCCUCGUUAUUACCUGGACGAACCUGUACCCCCGCGCAUUGACUCGGUACCGGUAUCCCCUCUAUGUAGCCUCGUUAUUGUUAUUUUAUUGUGUUACUUUUUCUUACUUUAGUUUAUUUAAUAUAAAAAAUUAAAAACAUUGUAAGUAAGCAUUUCUGUAAGGUCUACACCUCUUGUAUUCGGUGCAUUUGACAAAUAUAAUGUGAUUUGAUUUGAUUAACACAUUGGUGACACAUUUCUACAACCACCAACAGUAGCAGCAGUAAAUAUUCGCAGAUUAUGGCAGGUCUAACUUCUGUGGCUAUUAUGGUAACAUAACUUGUGGUGGAAUACUUGAAAUGAUGUGUCAGCUAUAUAGUCUGCCUGCUGUCUAGCAUCUUUGACUCAGAGAAAAAUAUUUUAGGAAUGAAAUGCAUCAUUAUUAUUGAUAAAUAUUGUGAAAGGCUAUAUUUUGUGAGAAAAAUUAAUACAUUCAUUCAUUGCUGUAGUUUAACAUAUGCUGCAGCUCAAUCAACAUGAUCAUUAUCUGUGACUAGCAAAUGAUCAGAGGGAUACCAUCAACAGUGUCAGGGAGGCAGGAGCUGCUUGAUGUAAGCUUGGUGAGAAACAGCCUUGGGCAGAGCUCACAGCAACAGUAGUGGCUUGGCAGACAUUGUGGUGAAUGCCCUUUAAUGACGUAAUAAACAUGUUCUCCCACUGUUUCCCAUUGUGUUGGUUCCAAGAGUGUGAAUAUAUAUGGGUGUGUCCUAGAGUAAGCAUCUGGUAAUGUCGUUGUAUUGUGUCCUACUGGUUGAAGUGUCCUGGGGUAAGGAAUACUUUUUGGGGAUUGUCCCACAGUAGGCGUCUGGUGAUGGUGGUGCCCAACGAGAUGUCUGCCCCGUCCCGGAGGUCCUUCAGCAGUGAGGACGAGGCAUGGAAGACCUACCCGGAGAACCCUCUGACUGCAGCUACCAAGGCCAUGAUGAGCAUCAAUGGAGACGAGGACAGUGCCACCAAUCUUGGACUGCUCUAUGAUUAUUAUAAGGUGAGAGGUCAGGGGUUAGACUGCUCUAUGAUUAUUAUAAGGUGAGAGGUCAGGGGUUAGACUGCUCUAUGAUUUAUAGUGAGAGUCAGGUUAACUGCUCUAUGAUUAUUAUAGGUGAAGUCAGGGGUAGACUGCUCUAUGAUUAUAAGUGAGAGGUCAGGGGUUAGACUGCUCUGAUUAUUAUAGGUGAGAGCAAGUUAGACUGCUCUACGACCACAAUAAGGUGAGUCAGGGGUUGGAGUUAGAUGCUCUACGACCACUAUAAGGUGAGAGGUUAGCUUAGACUGUCUACACCACUAUAGUGAGAGUCAUGGGUUAGACUGUUACACCAUAUGUGAAGUCAGGGGUUAGACUGCUACGACCACUAUAGGUGAGAGUCAGGGUUAGACUGCUCUACGACACUAUAAGGUUGAAGGUCGGGGUUAGACUGCUCUAGACAUAUAAGUGAAGUUGGGUAGACUGCUCUCACCACUAUAGUAGAGGUCAGGGUUAGAUGCUUAGACCACAUAAGGUGAGAGUUAGGCCGUUAGACUGCUCUACGACACUAUAAGGGAGAGGUUAGUGCGUUAGACUGCUCUAGACCACUUAGGUGAGAGGUUAGGCGUUAGACUGCUCUACACCACUAUAGGUGAGGUCCAGGGUAGACUGCUCUACGACCACUAUAAGGUGAGAGGUCAGGGUUAGAUGCCUACGACCACUAUAGGUGGAGGUCAGGUUAGACUGCUUACACCACUAUAGGUGAGAGGUCAGGGGUUAGACUGCUCUAGACAUUAUAAGGUGAGAGGUUAGGGGUUAGACUGCUCUACGACAUAUAAGGUGAGAGGUUAGGAGUUAGACUGCUCUAUGACCAUAUAAGGUGAGAGGUCAGGGGUUAGACUGCUCUACGACCACUAUAAGGUGAGAGGUCAGGGGUUAGACUGCUCUACGACACUAUAAGGUGAGAGGUCAAGGGUUAGACUGCUCUACGACCACUAUAAGGUGAGGUAGGGGUUAGACUGCUCUACGACACUAUAAGUGAGAGUCAGGUAGACUGCUCUACGACCACUAUAAGGUGAGAGGUUAGGCGUUAGACUGCUCUACGACCACUAUAAGGUGAGAGGUCAGGGGUUAGACUGCUCUACGACCACUAUAAGGUGAGAGGUCAGGGGUUAGACUGCUCUACGACCACUAUAAGGUGAGAGGUCAGGGGUUAGACUGCUCUACGACCACUAUAAGGUGAGAGGUCAGGGGUUAGACUGCUCUACGACCACUAUAAGGUGAGAGGUUAGGAGUUAGACUGCUCUACGACCACUAUAAGGUGAGAGGUCAGGGUCAGGGUUAGGAGGGUUGUGGUUAGUAGGCCAUGAUGAACCUCAGUAGAGACGAAGACAGCGCUCUAUGACUAAGGUGAGACGGCUGCAGUGGGAGAGGUCAUUAAGGGGGAUUCCUUGUGUUGUACCUUUUCCUUAUGUGCUUUAUUUGCCCCAACCCUAAAACCUGCUGCUAGCCAAGGCUCUGAUAUGAAAUCUGACAGGUCAACGUCAAAGCUAAGUUGAUACUUAUGUUCAGUCAAAUCAUUGUAACGUUUCACACUGUUGAAGUGAGCUAAUAACCCUCCUUGUGAUAAAUGUAUUUAUUUUUUAUUUCACCUUUAGUUAACAGGGUAAACCAGUUGAGAACAAGUUCUCAUUUACCUGUGGUGUGUGAUUAUUCUUCCUAGAUCCCAAGAGACAAGCAACUACUGCCCAGCUCUAAAGCAGCAGAGACAUCAGACCCUGAUACCCAGGGGCACCUGGAGACCCCGGAGAACCACGUUCAGGUGUUAAAGACUGAACCUGUCAACCUGUCUCUGAACAUCCAGCAGCUGGACUGUACAGACAGGCAGGGGUAUGGAGGGGGUGGAGGGGGAGCUGUGGUGAAGACUGAGGCCCAGACGUCUUGCUACAUGGCUCCUGGGGGUCCGUACAGGGGAGCUGGGGAGCAGCAGCAGGUCCGGGUGGUUUAUGAGCAGAACAAUCCCUAUGACCAUGGUUCCCUGUUCAGUCAUGUCAGCCAUGUUGUGAGCCACAGAGGCUACAUGAAUGAGGAACAGAGCCAGAGAAGUUCUCCAGACAGCACCUAUGAUGGCUCCUACCCUGAGGAGCAGGAGGUGAGGCCUGGAGCAGAGUGGUGUGGUGUCUAGAUGUUUUGUUAUUCAUUUGAAUCCAAUCAAUUAUGAUCAACUGGAGCAAAACCUUUUCAGCCAUUACUGUACUGUUGUUCCUGUUUCUGUUGGUUAAUGACACUAUACUCCCAUAUCUCCUGACAUGACUGUACUGUUGUGUAUUCAUCAUACAGAGAUACAGACCAUCACCUUCUAUAGGAGGGGACAAAUCCCUCUACAGUCAGCCUGGAGUGUAAGUUACUGACUGUCUCUUUAACCUCUACAGUCAGCCUGGAGCGUUAGUUACUGACUGUCUCUUUAACCUCUACAGUCAGCCUGGAGCGUUAGUUACUGACUGUCUCUUUAACCUCUACAGUCAGCCUGGAGCGUUAGUUGCUGACUGACUCUCUUUAACCUCUACAGUCAGCCUGGAGCGUUAGUUACUGACUGUCUCUUUAACCUCUACAGUCAGCCUGGAGCGUUAGUUACUGACUGUCUCUUUAACCUCUACAGUCAGCCUGGAGCGUUAGUUACUGACUGACUCUCUUUAACCUCUACAGUCAGCCUGGAGCGUUAGUUACUGACUGACUCUCUUUAACCUCUACAGUCAGCCUGGAGCGUUAGUUACUGACUGACUCUCUUUAACCUCUACAGUCAGUCUGGAGCGUUAGUUACUGACUGACUCUUUUUAACCUCUACAGUCAGCCUGGAGCGUUAGUUACUGACUGACUCUCUUUAACCUCUACAGUCAGCCUGGAGCGUUAGUUACUGACUGUCUCUUUAACCUCUACAGUCAUCCUGGAGCGUUAGUUACUGACUGUCUCUCUUUAACCUCUACAGUCAGCCUGGAGCGUUAGUUACUGACUGUCUCUUUAACCUCUACAGUCAGCCUGGAGCGUUAGUUACUGACUGUCUCUUUAACCUCUACAGUCAUCCUGGAGCGUUAGUUACUGACUGUCUCUCUUUAACCUCUACAGUCAGCCUGGAGCGUUAGUUACUGACUGACUCUCUUUAACCUCUACAGUCAGCCUGGAGCGUUAGUUACUGACUGUCUCUUUAACCUCUACAGUCAGCCUGGAGCGUUAGUUACUGACUGUCUCUUUAACCUCUACAGUCAUCCUGGAGCGUUAGUUACUGACUGUCUCUCUUUAACCUCUACAGUCAGCCUGGAGCGUUAGUUACUGACUGUCUCUUUAACCUCUACAGUCAUCCUGGAGCGUUAGUUACAUUUACAUUUACAUUUUAGUCAUUUAGCAGACGCUCUUAUCCAGAGCGACUUACAUGAGCAAUUAGGGUUAAGUGCCUUGCUCAAGGGCACAUCGACAGAUUUUUCACCUAGUCGGCAGUUACUGACUGUCUCUUUAACCUCUACAGUCAGCCUGGAGCGUUAGUUACUGACACUCUCUUUAACCUCUACAGUCAGUCUAGAGCGUUAGUUACUGACACUCUCUUUAACCUCUACAGUCAGCCUGGAGCGUUAGUUACUGACUGUCUCUUUAACCUCUACAGUCAGCCUGUAGCGUUAGUUACUGAACCUCUGAAUAACCCAGCUCUUGACCACUGCUGCAACCACUACUAUGCUGCUACCACUACUAUACUGCUACCACUUCUAUGCUGCUACCACUACUAUGCUACCACUACUAUGCUGCUACCACUACUAUACUGCUACCACUACUAUACUGCUACCACUACUAUACUGCUACCACUACUAUACUGCUACCACCACUAUACUGCUACCACUACUAUGCUACAACUACCACCACUAUACUGCUACCACUACUAUGCUACAACUACCACUACGAUACUGCUACCACUACUAUGCUGCUACCACUACUAUACUGCUACCACUAUUAUACUGCUACCACUACUAUGCUGCUACCACUACUAUGCUGCUACCACAACUAUACUUCUACCACUACUAUGCUGCUACUACUAUGCUGCUACCACUACUAUGAUGCUACCACUACUAUGCUGCUACCACUACUAUGCUGCUACCACUACUAUGCUGCUACCACUACUAUGCUGCUACCACUACUAUACUGCUACCACUACUAUGCUGCUACCACUACUAUGCUGCUACCACUACUAUACUGCUACCACUACUAUGCUACCACUAUUAUACUGCUACCACUACUAUACUGCUACCACUACUAUGCUGCUACCACUACUAUGCUGCUACCACUACUAUGCUGCUACCACAACUAUACUUCUACCACUACUAUGCUGCUACCACUACUAUGCUGCUACCACUACUAUACUGCUAACACUACUAUGCUGUUACCACUACUAUGCUGCUACCACUACUAUGCUGCUACCACAACUAUACUUCUACCACUACUAUGCUGCUACCACUACUAUGCUGCUACCACUACUAUACUGCUACCACUACUAUGCUGCUACCACUACUAUACUGCUACCACUACUAUGCUGUUACCACUACUAUACUGCUACCACUACUAUGCUGCUACCACUACUAUACUGCUACCACUACUAUGCUGCUACCACUACUAUGCUGCUACCACUACUAUACUGCUACCACUACUAUGCUACCACUACUAUACUGCUACCACUACUAUGCUGCUACCACUACUAUACUGCUACCACUACUAUGCUGCUACCACUACUAUGCUGCUACCACUACUAUACUGCUACCACUACUAUGCUACCACUACUAUGCUGCUACCACUACUAUGCUGCUACCACUACUAUGCUGCUACCACAACUAUACUUCUACCACUACUAUGCUGCUACCACUACUAUACUGCUACCACUACUAUGCUACCACUACUAUGCUGCUACCACUACUAUGCUGCUACCACUACUAUACUGCUACCACUACUAUACUGCUACCACUACUAUACUGCUACCACUACUAUGCUGCUACCACUACUAUGCUGCUACCACUACUAUACUGCUACCACUACUAUGCUACCACUACUAUGCUGCUACCACUACUAUGCUGCUACCACUACUAUACUGCUACCACUACUAUGCUACCACUACUAUGCUGCUACCACUACUAUGCUGCUACCACUACUCUAAUUCAAUUCCAUUUAAUUCAAUAGAACUUUGUCCGUGAAGGGCAGUUUGGUCACGCUCAACACACAUUAGUGUCCUCUUCUCAACAGUGACACGUUCCAGUAUUCUCUAGAGGCACCCAGGUCUGUCCAUCGGAAGCAGAGGGAGGGGCCUAUGACCUACCUGAACAAGGGACAGUUCUACGCCGUGACGCUGCGCAAGAUGGGCGGAGCCAACAAGGGCCAGCACAAUCCAUUCAGCAAAGUGCGGGUGAGUGGGCCGUGGUAAGAGCCAGGGAGGAGCCACAGCUUUGUGCAGGUGAGGGGGAGACAGCUGGAGGAUGGGGGGAGGGAGACAGAUGGAGGAUGGGGGGGGGGGUGCUGUAGAGGAGUAGAGAACACAUUCUGAACUCUACCAAAGUUUCCUGAGACGUUCUAAAGCUGUGAAAAAUAGUUUCUGUUUCUGGGUACUGGGUAUUGAGCUGACCCCUAGCCUGGAUAAUUAUGUACUGGGUAUUGAGCUUAACCCUAGCCUGGACAACGAUGUACUGGGUAUUGAGCUGAACCCUAGCCUGGAUAAUGAUGUACUGGGUAUUGAGCUGAACCCUAGCCUGGAUAAUGAUAAAUAAUGAUGUACUGGAUAUUGAGCUGAACCCUAGCCUGGAUAAUGAUGUACUGGGUAUUGAGCUCAACCCUAGCCUGGAUAAUGAUGUACUGGGUAUUGAGCUCAACCCUAGCCUGGAUAAUGAUAAAUAAUGAUGUACUGGAUAUUGAGCUUAACCCUAGCCUGGAUAAUGAUGUACUGGGUAUUGAGCUGAACCCUAGCCUGGAUAAUGAUAAAUAAUGAUGUACUGGAUAUUGAGCUGAACCCUAGCCUGUAUAAUGAUAAAUAAUGAUGUACUGGAUAUUGAGCUGAACCCUAGCCUGGAUAGUGAUGUACUGGGUAUUGAGCUGAACCCUAGCCUGGAUAAUGAUAAAUAAUGAUGUACUGGAUAUUGAGCUGAACCCUAGCCUGGAUAAUGAUGUACUGGGUAUUGAGCUGAACCCUAGCCUGGAUAAUGAUGUACUGGGUAUUGAGCUGACCCCUAGCCUGGAUAAUGAUGUACUGGGUAUUGAGCUGAACCCUAGCCUGGAUAACGAUGUACUGGGUAUUGAGCUGAACCCUAGCCUGGAUAAUGAUGUACUGGGUAUUGAGCUGAACCCUAGCCUGGAUAAUGAUGUACUGGGUAUUGAGCUGAACCCUAGCCUGGAUAAUGAUGUACUUGGUAUUGAGCUGAACCCUAGCCUGGAUAAUGAUAUACUGGGUAUUGAGCUGAACCCUAGCCUGGAUAAUGCUGUACUGGGUAUUGAGCUGAACCCUGGAUAAUGAUAUACUGGGUAUUGAGCUGAACCCUAGCCUGGAUAAUGCUGUACUGGGUAUUGAGCUGAACCCUAGCCUGGAUAAUGAUGUACUGGGUAUUGAGCUGAACCCUGGAUAAUGAUAUACUGGGUAUUGAGCUGAACCCUAGCCUGGAUAAUGAUAUACUGGGUAUUGAGCUGAACCCUAGCCUGGAUAAUGCUGUACUGGGUAUUGAGCUGAACCCUAGCCUGGAUAAUGAUGUACUGGGUAUUGAGUUGAAUGUGAGCUAAAUGUACUGUAUUCUCUCCAGAGUGUGGUGAUGGUGAUGUUCAGUGAGGACAAGGACAGAGAUCAGCAGCUGAAACACUGGAAGUACUGGCACUCCAGACAACACACCACUAAACAGAGAGUCCUAGACAUCGGUAAGAACAACUAACUGUAGCUAACUAACCCUAACUAACCAACGUACUGGCACUCCAGACAACACACCACUAAACAGAGAGUCCUAGACAUCGGUAAGAACAACAUCCCUUUUCCCACAUUGAUAUGAUCAACCAUGAUAUCAGUGUCCUCCAGGUAAGCCACAGUGUCUUUGAGCCAAAGCCCAGAUAAUGGAAAGACCGUUUUAAUACCACUCCUCUCUCUGUCUGGUCUCCUGUUACGGAAACACACUGCGACUCAUAACCAGUCUACAGAUCCAUGGAAAAACAGAUGGGGAAUACAGCGGGGCAGUGACAGACUCUAGCGAGGGAAGAAUCAGUUAGAUUUGAGGUCGACUGCCCCAGGUACCCAAGAUAUUAGGACUAGAGACCCCCAGAGCAGGUUGUAGACCUGGGAGAUGAGAGGAGAGCCCUCCCAUUACUGGUAGUGAAACCUGACACAGGGCAGUGAUUAGAAUAACGGUCUGGCACGAUUCCACCUGAGGCCCGGGGCGAUGUCACUGCAUCAGGGAUUUGAAUAGAGCUGUUAGCAUGAAACGUGGGGGAGGGGGGGACUUGUCUCAACUUGUGGGAUGGAGUAAACUGUGGGUAAAUAGGCCGUUUAGUUUAUCUUCCUCAUGUCCUUGUCCAUGCACAUAAUUAUAUUUUGUAUUCCUAAAAACUGUUGGUGCUGUGCUUUGUGGAUUUGCCAACUAAAUCCUUAUAAUCUGAUUCAGCUCAAAAGAUGUUGCAGAUUUUGAAAUAGUGAUAUUUUCUUGAAGUGAAUUUAGUGUGGCCCCAUUAUCCAUGCACUAGCAGUGUUAAAAACAUUUUAUACUGUGCAGCCGCAGGGAAUAUUUUCUCACUUAGGUCUUUGAGGUAGACAUCCACUCUCCCCAUGCUCUCUGUGUGUGUGUGUGUGUGUGUGUGUGUGUGUGUGUGUGGUAUUUUGAAAUGCUCUUUAACAUGCUCUAUGUAAAUGAAACAGUAAAGUAGCGUUUGAGAGAUACUGAUGUCCUGUGACCUCCUCUCUGCAUGCAGCCGACUACAAAGAAAGCUUCAACACCAUCGGGAACAUUGAGGAGAUUGCCUACAAUGCCGUCUCCUUCACCUGGGAUGUCAACGAGGAGGCCAAGGUAAGGAGACACAUGACUGUUGUAUAAAGGUGCUUCAACAGAAGUGGCAACUUGCUCUCAGUACCAUACAGGAGACGGUGAUAUGAAAAAGUUAACAAGAGAAAACAUUUCUAGGGUCCUAAAUCUUUGGAGGAUGUUGGAAUACAGUAUGUGGGAAAUAAUGAGUUCCAUCGUACCUGUGGUGCCAUUAUCCACUCUGUUGGUCUGCCAGAAACAGGUCUACAGACAGACCAUUAUCCGCUCCCUUUUGGUCUGCCAGAAACAGGUCUGUUUCUGGCAGACCAACAGAGUGGAUAAUGGUCUGUCUGUAGACCUGUUUCUGGCAGACCAACAGAGUGGAUAAUGGUCUGUCUGUAGACCUCUUUCUGGCAGACCAACAGGGAGCGGAUAAUGGUCUGUCUGUAGACCUGUUUCUGGCAGACCAACAGGGAGCGGAUAAUGGUCUGUCUGUAGACCUGUUUCUGGCAGACAAACAGCGACCAGUCUCUGAGUGUUUCUCGUUCGAGGUGGCCCUGUAAUCCUGAUAGUACUGUAGGUGUGACACACUGGGCCACUCUGAGGGACAGAAAGGAGCAGCUCAGGUUUCAGCUCAGAUUUCAGCUCUGAAAGAGACCCAGCUUCAGGCUCCAGCUCUCUAGAUAAAUAUUGACCGUUCAGGAGGGCCUCUGUUGAAACAGCCUACAACUAUUAGUAGCUUGUUGGUCAUGUGAUUGGGACAUAUAUUAUUUUGCAUUGUUUAAAGGAUGUAUGUUAUUUACAAAGGAAAUCAAUCUUUCCUAAAGGCCUCCCUAUAUUGUGAGUGGGUCAGACAUGCGGUUGUUUUGUUCUCAGCUAUUAUAUUUGUACUCUGUUAUUGUCUGUUGAUGAGCGGUACCAGAUGAAUUUAAAUGCUUUACAGUUGAUAGAUCACACAGUUCUAAGCAAACUGUCUGAACUCUCAGAGCAUGUAGGGUUCAGACCAAACUGUCUGAACUCUUAGAGCAUGUAGGGUUCAGAGCAAACUGUCUGAACUCUUAGAGCAUGUAGGGUUCUAACCAAACUGUCUGAACUCUUAGAGCAUGUAGGGUUCAGAGCAAACUGUCUGAACUCUCAGAGCAUGUAGGGUUCAGAGCAAACUGUCUGAACUCUUAGAGCAUGUAGGGUUCUGAGCAAACUGUCUGAACUCUUAGAGCAUGUAGUGUUCAGAGCAAACUGUCUGAACUCUUAGAGCAUGUAGUGUUCAGAGCAAACUGUCUGAACUCUUAGAGCAUGUAGGGUUCUAACCAAACUGUCUGAACUCUUAGAGCAUGUAGGGUUCUGAGCAAACUGUCUGAACUCUUAGAGCAUGUAGGGUUCAGAGCAAACUGUCUGAACUCUUAGAGCAUGUAGGGUUCAGAGCAAACUGUCUGAACUCUUAGAGCAUGUAGGGUUCAGAGCAAACUGUCUGAACUCUUAGAGCAUGUAGGGUUCAGAGCAAACUGUCUGAACUCUUAGAGCAUGUAGGUAGGCUGUAGUAGUAUGUUUUGUGGAGACUGUAUUGGCAUCAGGUCAGGAGUGUGUGUAUGAGUCAGUGGUGUAUGACAGACAGGGAUAGAGUGGAGACAUGAUGUUAAAGGGUCAGUGUUGCUGAAAACAAACACAUUCCCUCCCUGAUCCCUCAGUCUCCACUACCUCUCUACCCCUCCACCUCUCUACCCUCCCCUGUCCCCUCCACCCUCCCCUCCACCCUCCCCUGUCCCCUCCACCCUCCCCUGUCCCCUCUACCCUCCCCUCUACCCUCCCCUGUCCCCUCCCCUGUCCCCUCCACCCUCCCCUGUCCCCUCCACCCUCUACCCUCCCCUCUCCACCCUCCCCUGUCCCCUCCACCCUCCCCCCUCCCCUGUCCCCUCCACCCUCUAA